AUGAAGGUGUUGGCCAACUUUCCAGCGACAACUCAGCACUCGGCGUGCUUCAAACAGAUGGUGCACACGUGGGAUGUGUUCCUUUGUGUUGGGUGUCGCCUUUCCUGCGAGCUUGCUUUCGAAUGCGUGAGCUCCAAAAUCCGGAGAAGCAGCCGUUCCUUUGCGGGCACCAGCUGGCUGAGGGUCGGCGGAGUAAAGAACCAUUGCCAUUUGCGGGUACAACUCCGUGGGGUGCGCGCGUGCUCGCAGCGAGUGGGCAUGAAAGUUCGGUUGCAGAUGCUCACUCUGUUCCUCCAAGGCUGCCAGCCCAUUUCUCCCCAUUCUGCCCUUCCUUCAUCUACCUACCUGAAGCAGUGUGAUCAUUCGGCUCGGGAAGUGCACCACUGA
Molecule: messenger RNA, 387 nt
Organism: Effrenium voratum
Lineage: Eukaryota; Dinophyceae; Suessiales; Symbiodiniaceae
Source: the annotation of a GenBank genome assembly